Molecule: messenger RNA, 552 nt
Organism: Parnassius apollo (apollo)
Lineage: Eukaryota; Metazoa; Arthropoda; Insecta; Lepidoptera; Papilionidae
Source: the annotation of a GenBank genome assembly
AUGGAGUGUGGACGACUUACCAGUGGACUAAGAUGGAGUUCUUAUUCUUUCGCGCCAUCCAACCCGAGUAUACCAUCUGUUGUGAUAGAGGACUGUGAUAGUGAACAAAGCAAUGAUCCAAUUCCUGUGAACGAUAACUAUUUUAUAACUUAUCCCGAUGACGAUAGCGAUGUCGAGACAAAACUUUUAAAAAAUAAAGAUUAUUUAAACAACACUACCAAUCACGACCGCCGUUACGGAAAUCCCCUUUUCAUGUCAGCAGAGGAAGUUUUAAGUGAUGCGAUAAGUGAAGACAGAGAUGCUGAAGAACUAAUGAAGAGUGAAGCAAAAAAGUUUCAGGAUUAUAAGUUUUGCGAGGCAGUUAACGACUUCGACAUUGAGUUGGAAGGCGGGGAGGCGGUGCCUAUAGUUUACCUCUCUACAACGCGAGCAGCAAGACUGCAGAGAGCACUUCGUCUCGCCGGUUUAAAAAAGGUUUGCUUGUUUUUGUUUUUUCUCUUCAAAGUAUUAAUAUUUCCAUUCUUUAUUUUAUCUGAAGGAGUAAGGUUUUAA